Messenger RNA from Dovyalis caffra, 1296 nucleotides. NCBI's taxonomy places the organism in Eukaryota, Viridiplantae, Streptophyta, Magnoliopsida, Malpighiales, Salicaceae. The record is from the annotation of a GenBank genome assembly.
AUGGACAACAUUGCUCCUGAUGAAUCAUCGUUGACUGUGCCUCUCAUUGCUGACGAGGAGAAACAAAGGCUAGGAUGCAAACUUGGAGAUGUGGAGACAAAUUACCGUCAUCCAACUACAGGCACCACCUCUACCUUCAAGACUGUUUUCCACGAACUAAAUGCUUUGUCAGGGGUAGGAAUCCUUUCAAUCCCCUAUGCACUAAUGUCUGGAGGAUGGUUGAGCUUGAUUCUCCUCUUUGUUAUCUCCAUUGCAGCCUUUUAUUCGGGCUUACUGAUCCAAAGAUGUAUGGAUGUGGAUUCAAAUAUCAGAACUUAUCCUGAUAUAGGUGAGCGGGCUUUUGGGAACAAGGGAAGACUUUUGGUAUCAGUUGUCAUGUAUAUAGAACUUUACAUGGUUGCAGCAGGAUUCCUGAUUCUUGAAGGGGAUAAUUUACAAAAUUUAUUUCCUAACAUGGGGCUUGAAGUGGCAGGGUUUGAAUUAGGUGCAAGACAAAGCUUUGUGAUAAUUGUGGCCCUUGUUAUUUUGCCUACGGUUUGGUUGGAUAACAUGAGCAUUCUUUCUUAUGUCUCGGCCAGUGGGGUUUUAGCUUCUGCUAUCAUUCUUGUCUCAAUUUUUUGGACUGGUGCUAUCGAUGGAAUUGGGUUUAAUGAAAAGGGAACUCUGAUAAAUUGGAAUGGAAUCCCCACUGCAGUAAGCUUGUAUGCUUUCUGUUACUGUGCUCAUCCAGUCUUCCCUACCCUGUACACUUCUAUGAAAAACAAGUAUCAGUUCUCUAACGUUCUGAUUCUGUGUUUUAUUCUAUGUACCUUAUGCUACGCAUCAAUGGCAGUUCUGGGUUACUUAAUGUUCGGAUCAAAGGUUCAGUCACAAAUAACCUUAAGCCUUCCAACUGAUAAGUUUAGCUCAAGAGUGGCAAUAUACACCACACUGGUCAAUCCAAUAGCCAAAUACGCGCUGAUGGUUACUCCAAUAGUGAAUGUUACAAAAAGUUGGUUUCCACUGAACCGCAAUAAAAGGCCAUUUAGCCUCUUCAUCAGUACAGCUUUUGUGAUCAGCAAUGUCACUGUAGCCCUCUCUCUUCCCUUCUUCGGUGAUCUUAUGUCGCUGGUCGGAGCGUUUUUAAGUAUGACAGCUUCUAUCGUACUUCCAUGUUUAUGCUACAUGAAGAUUUCAGGAACUUAUCGAAGAUUCGGAUUUGAAAUGCUGGUAUUAGUGAGUGUAGUGCUACUGGGUAUUGCAGUCGUUAUAUUUGGUACUUACACCUCUCUCUUGCAGAUAAUUGGGCACCUGUAA